Molecule: messenger RNA, 1023 nt
Organism: Penicillium arizonense
Lineage: Eukaryota; Fungi; Ascomycota; Eurotiomycetes; Eurotiales; Aspergillaceae
Exons: 7
Coding region: 1-1023 (340 amino acids)
Source: RefSeq, a predicted model, not a curated record
AUGGAUUCCACCCUCAUCAUUCUUUGGGUGUUUACCUGGAUGGCAAUCGGCUUGAUUGUUCUUCGGCUGCUGCUACGGAAGGUGAAAGGAUUGAAGUUCGUCCUGGGCGAUUAUUUCGCAAUGGGGGCGAUUCUCUGUGCGCUCGUACGCCUCGCCUUGGUCCAUGUUAUUCUCAUCUGGGGAACCAACAAUAUGUCUACCACGUUCAGACAUACGCACCAUUUCACCCCGGAGGAGAUCCGUCGCAGAGAGAUCGCGAGCAAAUUUGUGCUCACGAAUCGAGUGUUCUAUAAUUCCUAUCUCUGGUUGCAAAAGUUGGUUCUGCUUGAUACCUACCGCAGACUGCUCAGGCACCUUCGCUGGGAGAAAGCCACGAUGAUCUCAUACAUUGGCAUAUGCUGUCAGGCACAGCUCCAAUUGAUCGUCCUCGGUGUCCUCAAUGUCAUCACCGAUCUUAUGCUUAUCGCCUUGCCGAUCCCAAUUCUGGUUCUGGUUAAACGAUCCACUGUUGAAAAACUCCAGCUAGCGGUCCUCUUCGCCGUCGGCCUCUUUAUCGUGGCAAUCACCAUCGCUAGACUACCUCAAAACGCCAAGAAUCCCACUGCACAAGUGAAUAGAACGACUUGGGCGUCCAUUGAGUUACUCGCUGCCGCUAUCGUCGCCAACGCUCCCGUCCUGUACGGACUCCUGAAGGGACACAGCCAAAGGUCCAAGUACGCCGCAUCAGGAGCCGGAUCAACAGGGCCGUCGUCGCAGGGACUCCAAAAGAGAUCAGCAAACGAGCCCGAAUUCGAACUGCAAGGGACCCGUCACAUUCCAGAGUCAUGGCCAGAACAGCACAGACCGCCCGGCGUGAUGAUGAAAGUCCCGAAUGGCAUCAGCGGUAAACUAGGCCCAUGCCUAGAGAUCUACACAAGUACUCAGCCCAACGCCUUUGGAUGCGUCGAGCAUCAACGACGUGGGAUCGCCUACCGCAAGAGACUGCACGCGGCUUUUGAUGAGCAGCCUAACUGCUCUAACUAA